This is a messenger RNA of Aspergillus pseudoviridinutans, 1845 nucleotides long. It is a transcript of the gene plb2, whose product is annotated as lysophospholipase Plb2. Gene Ontology annotation, molecular function: A2-type glycerophospholipase activity. Gene Ontology annotation, cellular component: cytosol; intracellular membrane-bounded organelle. The record is from RefSeq and is a predicted model, not a curated record. NCBI's taxonomy places the organism in Eukaryota, Fungi, Ascomycota, Eurotiomycetes, Eurotiales, Aspergillaceae. The transcript has 3 exons. Bases 1 to 1845 code for a protein of 614 amino acids. Gene Ontology annotation, biological process: glycerophospholipid catabolic process.
AUGCAUGAGUUUCGUCUUAAUCUGCCCAGUAUUGCCCUGCUUUAUCUGUUCUUCCUCAUAGUUUUACUACUACCUCAUUUCCGUGCCAAAGGAUCUUCGUUGGUCACUGUUCCUAUCAAUCGGGCAUUGCCUAAUGCACCCAACGGAUACACCCCCGAAGGCGAGGUCUGCCCUUCGAAUCGGCCAUCAGUCCGUAAUGCCACUUCCCUAUCGACUGCCGAGACCUCCUGGCUGAAAGUCCGAAGCAACAAUACCAGAGACGCCCUGAAAGCGUUUCUCAGCCGAGUCGACCUCGGUUCUUUCAAUGGGUCUGCCUAUGUUGAUAACCAUUCAUCUAAUGCGUCUACCUUGCCCAUUAUCGGACUUGCAGUGUCUGGUGGUGGCUAUCGAGCCUUGAUGAAUGGCGGGGGUGCACUGCAGGCGUUUGAUGAUCGGACCACGAACUCAACUCUCAAAGGCCAGGUGGGAGGUAUCCUACAGUCGGCUACUUAUCUUUCAGGACUGAGUGGUGGAAGUUGGUUGGUUGGGUCGAUCUAUAUGAACAAUUUUUCUGAUGUAUCGUCGCUGCAGGACAAUGGUUCUGUGUGGCAGUUUCAGGAUUCUGUCUUCAGUGGUCCAACUCAAAGUACCGAAUGGAACAUCAGCACGGUCAAGUACUAUUCACAGUUGUUGAGUGCGGUGAAUGGGAAAUCAGACGCCGGGUACGAGGUGUCUAUCACAGAUUACUGGGGUCGCUCUCUCUCCUACCAACUCAUCAGCGCGCCUGAAGGUGGUGUCAGUUAUACCUGGUCGUCGAUUGCUCUGAGCAAGGACUUCCAGGCCGGAACGAUGCCCAUGCCCUUGGUUAUCGCUGAUGGUCGAGCUCCAGGAGAGAUUCUAGUACCCGCGAACAGUACGGUGUUCGAAUUUAACCCUUGGGAAUUUGGGAGCUGGGACGCAUCGCUGUCCGCCUUUGUCUCCCUAGAAUUCCUGGGAUCAAAUUUCUCGAACGGGACACUACCGACAGGCGAGAAAUGUGUUCGAGGGUUCGAUAACGCCGGGUUCGUCAUGGGCACGUCGUCGUCCCUUUUCAAUCAAGCAUUCCUCCAGAUAAACAACACCGGCGCGCCUGCAGCAGUGAAGAACUCAAUUGGUGGCAUUCUGGGGAGAAUUGGGUCCCAGAACAACGAUAUUGCCGUCUACAAGCCUAACCCUUUCUUUGGCUAUGCGAGCUCGUCCCAAUACACAACCUCUGCCACAUUGACCUUGGUUGACGGCGGAGAAGAUCUCCAGAACAUCCCGCUAGAUCCCCUUCUGCAGCCCCAGCGCCACGUUGACGUGAUUUUGGCUCUCGACUCGUCCGCCGACACCACCUCAAGGUGGCCCAACGGAACGUCCAUGGUCGCCACGUAUGAACGAAAUGUAGGCUCUUCGCGAACGAACAGUGGCCUAGCUUUCCCCUCUGUGCCUGAUCAGAACACAUUCGUCAACCUUGGGUUGAACAACCGCCCGACAUUCUUUGGCUGCAACAGCUCAAACAUCACUGGCUCCGCCCCUCUUGUCGUCUAUAUUCCCAAUGCCCCUUAUAUAUACCUGUCAAAUGUGUCCACAUUCGAUCUUCAGUAUAAUACCAGUGAACGCAACGCCAUUAUCGAGAAUGGCUACGAUGUGGCAACACUGGGAAAUGGAACACUCGACUCCAACUGGCCGUCUUGUCUUGCUUGCGCUAUACUAAGUCGGAGCUUUGAACGUACAAAUACAACCUUUCCGGAUGUCUGCUCGACAUGUUUCAGGAAUUACUGUUGGAAUGGUACCACCAAUGCGACGAAUCCUGGAAAUUAUUAUCCGACAUUAAAACUUCACUAA